Molecule: messenger RNA, 534 nt
Organism: Chionomys nivalis (European snow vole)
Lineage: Eukaryota; Metazoa; Chordata; Mammalia; Rodentia; Cricetidae
Gene: Kcne1
Product: potassium voltage-gated channel subfamily E regulatory subunit 1
Exons: 2
Coding region: 145-534 (129 amino acids)
Biological process (GO): membrane repolarization during action potential; ventricular cardiac muscle cell action potential; potassium ion export across plasma membrane
Cellular component (GO): membrane
Molecular function (GO): delayed rectifier potassium channel activity; voltage-gated potassium channel activity involved in ventricular cardiac muscle cell action potential repolarization; potassium channel regulator activity
Source: RefSeq, a predicted model, not a curated record
UGGAGGUGGUGCCAGGGCUGGGGUGCCUCCAGCAACUGACUGCCUACAGCAGAGCCCCCAACUAUCUGGGCACCUCUGCACCCUUCACCCAGGACCAAGCACCCGGAAUUUUGCUCUGUGUCUGAGAAAAACUUGAAGCCCAAGAUGUUCCUGUCUAACACCACGACUGUGGUGCCCUUCCUGACCACGCUGUGGCAGGAGACCACCGAACAGGGCGGCAAUGUGUCGGGCCUGGCUCGCAGGUCUCAGCUCCGAGAUGACAGCAAGCUGGAAGCCCUCUACAUCCUCAUGGUGCUGGGUUUCUUUGGCUUCUUCACCCUGGGCAUCAUGCUGAGUUACAUCCGCUCCAAGAAGCUGGAGCACUCGCACGACCCAUUCAAUGUGUACAUCGAGUCGGACGCCUGGCAGGAGAAAGACAAAGCGAUCUUCCAGGCCCGUGUUCUGGAGAGCUUCAGAGCCUGCUAUGUCAUUGAAAACCAGGUGGCUGUAGAACAGCCUGCCACACACCUUCCUGAACUGAAGCCUUUGUCGUGA